This is a messenger RNA of Lineus longissimus, 2370 nucleotides long. Its product is annotated as chordin-like. Gene Ontology annotation, biological process: dorsal/ventral pattern formation; negative regulation of BMP signaling pathway. The record is from RefSeq and is a predicted model, not a curated record. The transcript is spliced from 17 exons. NCBI's taxonomy places the organism in Eukaryota, Metazoa, Nemertea, Pilidiophora, Heteronemertea, Lineidae. The coding region runs from base 1 to 2370 and encodes 789 amino acids. Gene Ontology annotation, molecular function: BMP binding.
AUGGAAUUAUCUAGGAUUACUAGUGCUUUUAUCUUGUUUACGAUAUUAUUUUUAUAUUUUGGACAAUGUGGUGGUAUUUUGCGGAAUCCACUGAAAGCGGACUCGAAUCGGAACAAGGAGAGAACAAGGACGCCAGGAUGCAACCUGGGAGUUCAAUUUUUCGGCCUGGAAGAGGAGUGGCACCCCCGUCUAGAGCCCUAUGGCGUCAUGAACUGCAUCACGUGUAAAUGCGAGCCCGUUUUUAACAAAAAAGGUGGCAUUCGACGAAAAGGCAGCGUGAACUGUCGCAACAUCAAGAACGAAUGUCCGACGGUCACGUGUCCCGAUGGCGAUCCUGUAUUACUGCCUGACCAGUGCUGCAAGACGUGCGUGGGACGAGCGUCCUAUCUAAUUGACGGUGCUAAGAAUAAAAACGUUAUGAGAGACAAUCGAGGCGGGUCGAACCACGGAAUGUUGGUCGGGGACGAGAGUGACACAGAGUUCAUCACAGUUCUCAUGAUCCCCAGCGUCUUUAGAGGAUACCUCCAGCAACGGAGGAUGUUUGUGAUUGUAACGACGGAUGAUAACCCAGAUGGCGAGAUCAGGGGCAACGUCUUGACGCAUAGGCUGCAAGAAGAGACAUUCUCAGCUCUUCUGACGUCAGAUUCAUCCAUAGGAGUUGGUGGGAUGGCCAUGUUCACCCUCAACCCGAACGACAACACUCUUAGUUUUGUUAUCCGACUGAAGGGGGCUCUCCAGUACGAGGAAGCGAAGACCAACGUGAUGGUGUCUUUCCUAAAAGAUUCAACCAUGGUUAAGGAGAUUAACGUCAUCAUAUCCAAAUACGACGAAGAAUUUUCCGAGCUCUGGACCCAGCUGACAGAUAAGGAUUCGAGACAGUUGGCCCGAGGAAGGCUUUCCUUAGAGAUCAGGACGGAGCGAGGAGUGGUCAUCAAGGGGGACAUCGGACCAAGGCCGUCGUGCGACACUCUGCAGGCUGUCCUCUCAGCAUCUGAGGCUCUCGAGUUCAACAAACAUGGGGCGGCAGGUUCGGCCAUCUUCAAACUGGACCACAAGGGAAAACUACAUUACAAGGUUCACAUCGUAGGGCUACGGAGUAAAUUGACAUCAUUGACCAUAGAGUACGCGGACCCAAAAACAGCCGAGCCACGCCGCGCAACUAACCUAAAAAGCGCUUUCCAGCCGCUGAAUGGUUCAUUUGGUGGAUGGGCAAAUGGAACCUACACGCGGGCUGUUGCCAUGGAGACGUAUAUGUUAUUGCAGGAAAAUAUGUACAUAAAUUUAGGAACAGAAGAACAUGGUUUGAGCUCUCUACGAGGUCGAAUCUUCUCACUGCCCUAUAAUCCCUUCAUCGACGCUUUUGAAAACCCACCUACGGUUCUUUCCGCCUCCACCCUCAGCCCAACCCUGGACACAAGGGCGGCAGCGCACGCCUGGGUCUUCCUCUCCAGUUGCGCACUCCACUACCAAAUAGUCGUGCUGGGUUUGGAAAAAAAUGGCGUCCAGCUGAGCGGUUUUGCAGAGAUCGGGACUUACGUUAACCUCCCAGGCGACGCCAAACAGAAACAACUUGUGAACGGAUUCGUUGGAAACAUUGUUGCGAGCAAAACUGACAACAUCGACAAGACCCUUCUAGCCGCACUGGACUCAGAUGGUGGAUUCUUCCAGAUCGCCACAAAAGAACACCCGGGCGGAAUCCUCCGGGGAAACCUCGGCCGCCUUCGGAACAAGUGUCAUUCAAGCGAGUAUGGCACCGUCAUGGAGGAUGGGGCACAGUCGGUCCUGGACUCGACGGAGCGCUACAGGUGUAUGCACGACGGCGAAAUGUACGAAGAUGGGCAUAGUUGGUCACCAGGAGCCGAGGUGUGCGUGUCCUGCAGUUGUAGGCGAGGCAAGGUGAUGUGCCACGACACGGUCUGCCCAGCCCUCAAGUGCAAGAAACCCGUCAGCGUCAAGGGAGAAUGUUGUAAACAAUGUGUCGAUGACGACAGCAAAACGCGGGCACAAUCUUCUAGUGCUGCUGCAGGAGUCGCGGCCGUACCACAGAAAGAAGACACCACCAAUAAAUGCUACUUCGAGGGGGACAAGCGAUACCAUGCCGUGGGGACAACUUGGCAUCCGUACAUCCCUCCGUUCGGUUACGUGACUUGUGCUCUUUGCUCUUGUCAGCCUGGCGAGGGUAAAAACGAAGUGAACUGUAAGAAGAUAGCCUGCCCUGCCCUACCCUGUCCCGAGGCGGACGCCUUCAGACGUAACGAGACGGACUGUUGCCGGGUGUGCCCCGAGCGGAAGGGGUUGAAGCCGGGAGAGAAGCCUCUGCAGGGAGACGCCCCUGACGCAUUACGUCCAAAACACGCGGUACUUCAGUGA